UGAAACAGCAACAAAGCUAUAGUGUAGUUAUUGACAACUUCAGAUGAUUGCGGGUUUCGUGACAAAGUUCAAUUCGGUUACAUUGUUGACAAACUCCAAAAAUGAAAUGACAAUGGACGCAAGACGAAGAGAACGAGAACAAAUUGGAUUUAUUGGAGUGCCACGGGUAUGGGGAAAAUCUCCAACAAGAAUUGAAGACUCAGAUGAUGAUGAAGAAGUUGUUAGAGUCCCAGCCUCUCCAGAUGGACGAAAACGAAAAAAGAAGGAAAAGAAAAAGAAAAGUAAAAAGUUAAAGAAAGAGAAAAAAGCAAAAAAAGAGAAGAAAAAGAGAAAAAAGAAGAAGAAGAAGUCAGACAGUAGUUCCAGUGAUGAUUCAUCAGAUGAAGAGAAAGUCGAGUGGGUAGAAAAGACUGCUUUCACAACAAAAAGUAAAAAAAGAAAAGGAUCAUCAUCAGAAGAUAGUGGAGAUGAGAGUGUAGUAGGGCCUGUACAGAAACAGCAUGUCACACUAUCUGCUAAAGACUUUGGUAAAGCAUUAUUACCCGGAGAAGGUGCAGCCAUGGCUGCAUACAUUGCCGAAGGCAAGCGUAUCCCACGUCGAGGUGAAAUUGGUCUCACUUCUGAAGAAAUUGCUGCUUAUGAGUCUGUUGGUUAUGUAAUGAGUGGAAGCAGGCAUCGACGAAUGGAGGCUGUACGUAUUCGUAAAGAAAAUCAAAUCUACUCAGCUGAUGAAAAGAGAGCAUUGGCAAUGUUCAGUAAAGAAGAAAGGCAAAAAAGAGAAAAUCUUAUAUUGGGGCAGUUUAGAGAGAUGGUGCAUCAAAAAAUUUCUCAAGAGCAAUCAAAGUAAUCAACGGCUGUACACAUGUAUAUAUUUUCAUAUAUUAUUUAUAAGUAUUUUAUUUUAUUAUUUAAUUUUUCAAAAUGUAAAUAUAAUUGAUAGAUGAAUUUUACAAUUUGAAAAUUAAUUGUAUAAAUCAUUCUGAUCUUUAUAUAAAUCUGAUGUUGAUUA
Molecule: messenger RNA, 1009 nt
Organism: Chelonus insularis
Lineage: Eukaryota; Metazoa; Arthropoda; Insecta; Hymenoptera; Braconidae
Product: NKAP family protein CG6066
Exons: 4
Coding region: 44-847 (267 amino acids)
Biological process (GO): regulation of gene expression
Cellular component (GO): nucleus
Molecular function (GO): chromatin binding
Source: RefSeq, a predicted model, not a curated record